UGAUGCACAACUCCCCGUUCACCGUUGCCGGAUUGUCGUCCUCGACGUCCUCACACCAUAGCCCCAACUUGUCGAACUUAAAUUCAUGGGGGAGUUCGAGUACGAGCGGACCACUCGCGUCGUCUUUCAGUGACUCGCUUUCACAGUCUAGAAGUCACUAUCAGUCAGGUUACCUCAUGGCCGCGUCCCAGAACAAUGACGCGCCUCAAGGAAACCAACGUGUUGAUGAAGUUCCUGUCGUGCAGACGAAGGCGAAAAUGAACCAGAUUCUAUCUCGAGGGUCCACAACAGAAUUUGGGAUGGACUCCAUGUUCCAGAGUAGCAGGCAACGACAGACGCUCGCAGAUGAGGAUGCGCCACCCAUGAGCUCAAUUAACGAUAUACCUAACGAAAUCAACGUGGAUCCCAGUCCCAAUCGCUUCCAAACAAGAGAAGCCGCCACCGAAUCACCCUUGUUCUCCUCGCGUCGCAAUGCUCCUACACCUCCUUCUGGCCCUUCACAGCCCGUCUACAUCCUGGUGUUUGGAUACCCGCCAGACAAGUACAGCGUCACGGCUGAAUACUUCAAAUCUCUCGGCGCAUCCACAGAGCCCGACCAAAAUUUGGACCUUGUGUCAUGUUUCAGGAUCGGGUACUACGACGGUGGCGACGCCAUGAGAGCCGUCCGUAAAAAUGGCGAGGUGCUUGGUGGCAGCUUCAUGGUCGGCGCUAAAUGGGCGGACCCUGUCCAAGCCGAAUCUCUCCUCGGCCAACCAAUCCUCCGGUCAACCUUUACCCCUCCAACUCUUGCUCAGCAAGCCAGCGGAGACUCGUCAUCAGGUAAUAAUGCCAUGGCAGUUGACGAGCCUUUCGCCUCUCCACACGCAACUGCGAGCACACCUACCGUCGGCACGCCCAUCAAACUCGCACCUUCGACCUCUGCCUUCCGCAAGCCCGGUGCUCCUUCGAAGCCCUCCACGUCUCAGCGCAAGGGUUGGGGUUCCGGCGUAUUCAGCAGCUCCGCCUCUGCGCCAGCGAUGAUGGGUCCUGGCUCGCAGCCUCUCGCUGCCGCCCCUCCACCCCCUCCAAGCAAGAGCGUUAUGGGCCAGAUGUCUGAUCUGAUCUUCGGGUGGUAGU
Molecule: messenger RNA, 1116 nt
Organism: Cyclocybe aegerita
Lineage: Eukaryota; Fungi; Basidiomycota; Agaricomycetes; Agaricales; Hemipholiotaceae
Source: the annotation of a GenBank genome assembly